Molecule: messenger RNA, 2491 nt
Organism: Lepisosteus oculatus (spotted gar)
Lineage: Eukaryota; Metazoa; Chordata; Actinopteri; Semionotiformes; Lepisosteidae
Source: RefSeq, a predicted model, not a curated record
UCGCGAUACCACCGGAGCCCCUCCGCCCCGGAUCUACAGCAGGCAGAUGCCGCCUCUCUGAGGCACCUCUGUCCUCUCAUAAUGGGGUUCUCUCACAGCAGACCGGCACCUUUCACUCCGGAGACGAAAUCUUGGCAACCGAGGAAGGUAACCGAAGGGACAAUGUUAAGACAUGAACGUCGAUAAACACCGUUUCCAUGUUUGAAGCACAAAAGGAAAUUUAGCCUGAAUACCCACGUGUUAAAGGAACGGAAAUUGGCCGUGAGCUCUGCUUCCUGUAACACCUCCCGUGAUGUUUUCACAUGCAGUAGGUCUCUGUAGUGUUGAGCACAUGACUUUACCCUGAAUGACACACGAACGGCACACGUCUCAUCUCCAGCGCUAGGUGAGUUUGAGCAUGAAGCAAGGAGCAAGCUGAGUUAAACUGGAUGGAAGUGGUCGCAGAUCGAACCCCAAGACAAGGAGCCGUGCUGUCAAAGAUGUGGAGCUGUGGUGUCAAAGAGCUCAGGGGGGCUGCAGAGAUGAGACGAGCCCUUGGAAGUAGCCCCCGAGGGCCAGGGUAACACUGUGAUUUCCUACCUCGCUCAGAUAAACCACUCCCCGUGUGUGUUUGUGAAAGAGAAAUCACAGUAGCACCAGUUCCCAGUCAUGCGGCCCAUAAAUCAAGCUGAUGGGUGGCCAGGAGCCCCAGUGGGAGCUGGAAAAGGAGACGUGGGGACAGGGCUUGUCCUCUCAGAGCUGAGUGCCAGCACGCAGCAGGAGUUCCUGAGCCUUGUUUCACUGCCUUAUCUGGAUCACAAGUCACGUCUGAGCCAUGACAGUCUCUUACACUCUCGAAGUAGCAAAUGCCCGGUUUGCAGGCUUCUCCAAGCUGCUGUUCAGAUGGAAAGGUAGUAUCUACAAACUGCUUUACAAGGAGUUCAUCGCGUUUAGUGUGCUGUAUGCCACUCUGAGCCUCACAUACAGGCGCUUGCUGAACAGCGAUCAGAGGAAGAUGUUUGAAAAAGUAGCCAAGUACUGCAACCAACAAUCCAAUCUCAUCCCCAUGUCCUUUGUGCUCGGGUUCUACGUCAGUCUGGUGGUGAACCGCUGGUGGAGUCAGUACACCAGCAUCCCGCUGCCGGACCAGCUCAUGAUGGUGGUGUCCGCCAACGUUCACGGCGCGGACGAGAAGGGGCGCAUCUUGCGGCGGACGCUGAUGCGGUACGCCAACCUGUCCUCGGUGCUCAUCCUCCGCUCCGUCAGCACGCGUGUCCGCAAGCGAUUCCCCACCAUGGACCACGUCGUGGAAGCCGGCUUCAUGACGAGAGACGAGCAGAAGAAGCUGGAGAGCCUGUAUUCGGACUUCAACAAGUACUGGAUGCCCAUGGUGUGGUUCACGAACCUGGCUGCCCAGGCCCGCAGAGAGGGACGCGUCCGGGACGAUGUGGCGCUCAGGCUGCUCAUGGAUGAGCUGAAUAAAUACAGAGCUAAGUGCAGCAUGCUGUUUCACUAUGACUGGAUCAGUAUUCCACUUGUCUACACGCAGGUGGUCACCAUCGCUGUCUACUCCUUCUUCACCGUCACCCUGGUCGGUCGGCAGUUUCUGCAUCCUUCUGAGGACAGUGAGGAUGCUCUCGAUCUGUAUGUUCCUGUGUUCACCCUGCUGCAGUUCUUCUUCUAUGCUGGAUGGCUAAAGGUAGCCGAACAGAUCAUCAAUCCGUUCGGAGAGGACGACGAUGACUUUGAAACAAAUAAACUGAUUGAUAGAAACAUUCAGGUGUCUCUGCUGGCUGUCGAUGACAUGUAUCAGAACCUGCCCCCUGCGGAGAAGGACAAGUACUGGAACGAAGCCUCCACUGCCAUCCCCUACACCCUGGCCACUGCCGCCGAGACCCUCAAACCUUCAUUCCUGGGGUCCACCUUCGACAUGAGGAUGAGCGAGGACCCCGCGCAGCACCAGACCGUGGAGCCCAGCCCCCACACGCCGCGCACGCAGACGCCCAUGCUGAGCCGCUUCCUGGCCGUCGCCUCCCCGGCCAUCAGCCUCAAGAACUUCGGCCGUCGCGCCCUGCGUCUCCGCGGCGACAGCGUCAACUCCAACCCCUGGCAGGGGGAGGAGCGGGACUGCUCCGAGCGCAUCAACGAGGAGGACAGCGAGGACGAGGGUGAGGGCAGCCAGAGGUCCGCCGCCGGCCGCCGCCGCCGCCUGGAGGGCCCCAUCGCUGCACUGACCAUCAGCGUCGAACCGCCGGCCAACGAGAGUGGGCAAACGGACGCCUGAGAUAGGGCUGCUCCACGCCCUCCCCGUGUCGACUACUGCAGCACAGGCCCCACUCAGGAGGACAACCUUCCCUAAUGCCCCCCAACGUCUCAGGUUAAUUCCAGGCAGCGAGAUCCUCCCGCAACAGAACCGAACAGCUCACAGACCACCCCCGAAUUUACCGAAGGCUGAUCGGUAAUGUAAAUGAUGUCAAUAUGUGUAAUACACGAAUAAAUGUUUAUUCCAAUC